AUGGUGUCUCCGGUGGAAAAUUGGCUGGCCGGAGUUUCGCCGGCUCAGUCGGCAUCCAUGCGGUCCUUGUACCCGCUCAUGGUGACCUUGCUGACCCAGCAGAGAGCCGGCAGAAGCGCACUGGACAACGCUGCAGGGUCACCCGUCACAGACAUGGUUUCGCCUCUGCCCACCUACGAUUACGUUGUCGUUGGAGGUGGGUCCGGAGGAUCCGUCGUGGCCUCCCGGCUGUCGGAGGAUCCCAACGUGAACGUGCUGCUGCUCGAGGCCGGCGUCAACGACAUCGACGAGCCCCUUUCCGAGCUGCCCAUCAUGGUCCAGUUCCUGCAGAGGAGCAAGAUCGACUGGCAGUUCCGGACAGAGCCGGAAGACGGCGUCUGUCAGAACAUGGUAGACAAGCGCUGCAAGUGGCCCAGAGGCAAGGUGCUGGGAGGAUCCUCUGUCCUCAACUACAUGAUCUACGUGCGCGGCAACCGCAAGGACUACGACCACUGGGCUGCUCUGGGCAACACUGGCUGGGACUACGAGUCCGUGCUUCCCUACUUUCUCAAGUCCGAGGACAACCGCAACAAGUACAAGGCAGCAGACACCAAGUACCACGCACAGGGAGGAUACCUCACGGUUUCGGACCCGGCGCACAAAUCCCCCCUAACUCUCUCCUUCAUGGCAUCGGCUGCUGAAAUGGGCUACAAGAUCCGGGACAUCAAUGGCCAGAACCAGACGGGAUUCAUGCUGGUCCAGUCCAACAUCCGCAAUGGACGGAGGCUCAACAUGGCCAAAGCCUUCUUGAGGCCCGCGAGCAAGAGGCCGAAUCUGCACGUGUCUCUCAAUUCCAUGGUGGACAAGGUGGUGUUUGACCAGCAAAACAGGGCCGUCGGCGUCGUGUUUGAGAAGAACGGCGAGAUGCGGGAAGUGCGGGCGACCAAGGAGGUCGUCCUGUCGGCCGGCGCAGUGGCUUCUCCGGCCAUCCUCAUGCGGUCGGGCAUCGGGCCUCAAGAGGAGUUGCGCAAACUCAAGGCAAUCCAUAUAUAUAUAUAUAUUUAUAUACCGUAUGUGCCAAUUCUACUUCAUAUCUGGUUGCAGAUCCCCGUGGUGAAAGACGCCCCCGUCGGCAAGAACCUGCAAGACCACGUGGGCAUGAUUGCCAUGCAGUUCCUCGCGCCCAACGGCAGAGGCUUCCACUACCAAGAGAGUCAAUCCGAGUUUAUGAAGUUCAUGAGCACGGGGAGAGGUAAAAAGCAGAAGAGUACUGUACAUAUGAUAUUAAUCAUCAUUAUUAUCAAUUUUCGUGCAUCAUCAUCAUCAUUUGCAGGACCCUUCACCAGCUGCGGCGUCGAGGCCCUCGCCUUCCUCAACUCCAAGUACCAGGACCCCGCCGAGGACCACCCAGACCUGCAGUUCCACUUCAUCCCCAGCGGGAUCACGGCGGACCAGGGCCGGGCCAUCCGCAAGGCCAUGGGCUACACGGACCCCGUGUGGGAGACCUACUUCAAGCCGCUGAUGGACAAGGAGCUCUGGUCCGUGUUCGCCGUGCUGCUGAGGCCCGAGAGCGUGGGCCACGUGGCCCUGCGCUCCAGGGACUUUCGCGACGACCCCGUCAUCCACCCCAAUUACUUGCAGAGUCGCAAGGACGUGGACAGAGUAUUGUUUAUCACUAUUUCAUCAUCAUCAUCAGCCUUUCGACUCAUGCUGAAAAUGUCCAACACGACGGCGUUCCAACGCGUGGGGUCCAGGCCUUACGAGAAGCCGUUCCCGGGUUGUGAGGCCCACGUCCUCUUCUCCGACAACUACAUCGAGUGCUUCCUGCGCCAGGCCACACAGACCAUCUACCACCCGGUGGGCACGGCCAAGAUGGGGCCACGCACGGACCCGACGGCAGUGGUGGACCCCGAGCUCAGGGUGUACGGAGUGAAGGGACUGCGUGUAGUGGACGCCAGCAUCAUGCCCAAGAUCGUGUCGGGCAACACGAACGCACCGGUCGUCAUGAUUGCCGAGAAGGCGUCGGAUUUGAUGAAGCAAGCUGCCAGUUCCAGAGGCAAUGCCGUUUAA
Notodromas monacha is the source of this 2049-nucleotide messenger RNA. Lineage: Eukaryota; Metazoa; Arthropoda; Ostracoda; Podocopida; Cyprididae. The record is from the annotation of a GenBank genome assembly.